Carassius auratus (goldfish) is the source of this 3585-nucleotide messenger RNA. Its product is annotated as E3 ubiquitin-protein ligase arih1l-like. NCBI's taxonomy places the organism in Eukaryota, Metazoa, Chordata, Actinopteri, Cypriniformes, Cyprinidae. The record is from RefSeq and is a predicted model, not a curated record. The transcript has 14 exons. Bases 1 to 1599 code for a protein of 532 amino acids. Gene Ontology annotation, molecular function: zinc ion binding; ubiquitin-protein transferase activity. Gene Ontology annotation, biological process: protein ubiquitination.
AUGGACUCGGACGAGGGCUACAAUUAUGAGUUCGAUGAUGAAGAGGAUGAGGAAGAGGAGGAGGAGGAGGAGUGCAGCGAGGACAGCGGGGAAGAGGAGGCCGAGGAUGAGGAGCUGCUGGACCCGGCUGUGGCUGGAGGAGAAGCCGAAGAUUGCGCUGACACCGGCGGCGGCGGCGGAGGAGGAGGAGGCCUGGGGCCCGGCCAGGAGGAGGAGGACUACCGCUUCGAGGUGCUGACCACCGAGCAGAUCCUCCAGCACAUGGUGGAGUGUAUCAGGGAGGUCAACGAAGUCAUACAGAACCCAGCUACGAUAACCAGAAUCCUCCUCAGUCACUUCAACUGGGACAAAGAGAAGCUUAUGGAGAGGUACUUUGAUGGAAAUCUCGACAAGUUGUUUUCAGAGUGCCACGUCAUAAACCCCAGUAAAAAGCCCAAAAUGCGACCAAUGAGCACACGCUCCUCCAGUCAGGAUAUGCCCUGCCAGAUCUGCUAUCUCAACUAUUCAAACUCGUAUUUCACAGGCCUUGAAUGUGGGCACAAGUUCUGCAUGCAGUGCUGGGGCGACUACUUAACCACCAAAAUCAUCGAGGAAGGGAUGGGACAGACUAUCUCGUGUCCUGCUCACAAUUGUGAUAUUUUGGUUGAUGAUAACACUGUAAUGCGCCUGAUCACAGAUUCUAAAGUGAAGUUGAAGUAUCAGCAUUUAAUCACAAAUAGUUUUGUAGAGUGUAACAGACUGUUGAGAUGGUGUCCAGCUCCUGACUGCCACCAUGUGAUCAAAGUUCAGUAUCCUGAUGCCAAACCAGUUCGCUGCAAAUGCGGGAGACAGUUCUGUUUCAAUUGUGGAGAGAACUGGCAUGACCCUGUUAAAUGCAAGUGGUUGAGGAAGUGGAUAAAGAAGUGUGAUGAUGACAGUGAAACAUCCAACUGGAUUGCAGCAAAUACCAAGGAAUGUCCCAAAUGUCAUGUGACCAUUGAAAAAGACGGCGGCUGUAAUCACAUGGUGUGUCGAAACCAGAGUUGUAAAGCAGAGUUCUGCUGGGUUUGUCUCGGCCCUUGGGAACCUCACGGCUCUGCUUGGUACAACUGCAAUCGCUACAAUGAAGAUGAUGCAAAGGCAGCCAGAGAUGCUCAAGAGCGAUCUCGUGCAGCCCUGCAGCGCUACCUCUUCUACUGCAACCGCUACAUGAACCACAUGCAGAGUCUGCGCUUCGAGCACAAGUUGUAUGCACAGGUGAAGCAGAAGAUGGAGGAGAUGCAGCAGCACAACAUGUCGUGGAUCGAGGUGCAGUUCCUGAAGAAGGCCGUGGAUGUGCUGUGCCAGUGUCGCUCCACGCUCAUGUUCACUUACGUCUUCGCCUUCUACCUCAAAAAGAACAACCAGUCCAUCAUUUUCGAGAACAAUCAGGCUGAUUUGGAGAACGCUACAGAGGUGCUCUCGGGUUAUCUAGAGCGAGAUAUCUCCCAGGAUUCUUUGCAAGAUAUUAAACAGAAAGUUCAGGAUAAGUAUAGAUACUGUGAGAGCCGGCGACGAGUGCUGCUGCAGCACGUUCACGAGGGCUAUGAGAAAGACUUGUGGGAGUACAUUGAAGACUGAGCAGAACUGCUGCGUCACCAGCUUCGGAGGGUGGUCUCCAGUCGGUCAUCACCACAACCCCUCUCCAUGUUGCAUCCUUUUUACAUGGCAUCUGGAUUUUUGCUGUUAUUUAGAGUUUAAUUUCAUUUUACUGAAAUAAAAAGAGAGUAUUCAAAUACAACUCCUACGUCAGUAUUGCAGUCUGUAAGUGUUUAUCGUCGAAACUGCUCAGAAAUGUAUUCCAUUCUCCGAGCUUUCUGUGGAGAUUCUUCAGUAGUCUGUUUUUAUUUGAUUUUGAUUGUUUUUUGUGCUUUUUGUCUGAAGUUGUUUUUAUAGUUGGAGUAGAGAUUGGCUUGUGUUAAGCAUAGCUCUACAGGUCCGAGCCAUGCGGAGUGUGUUGUGUUUUGGGAAUGCUUGGUUGGGUGGCUUUAUGCAGAAGUGUGUAUUUCCAGCUGUAAAUAGCACACAUGCAUGGAACAUGGAGGGGGAAGCAUCUUUUUUUGGAAAAAUAUUUAUGUACAGAUAUUCAAGAAUGUGUUUAAACAACAUGAGAAGAGGCCACGUGACAUUCUUGCCUCUUUUUUUUUUUUUUUUUUUACGUUUUUUUUUUUUUUGCUGGAGGUUAACAACCUUUUCAGAACGUUGCACAACUGAAUCAAAGGAAGGGUAAAAGUAGCCUUAAUUACAUGCAAAUAUACAAAGGAUAAAAAGUAGAAUUACACGAAUCUCACACUGAAAUAUCUGGGUCAUUUUUCACCCCAAAAUUAAAAGGAAAAAAAUAACGUAUAUUUUGCAUAAAGAAAAUUAAGCUUAUUUUUUUGAACCAGUUUACAUCAUUUAAUUAAAUCCAUUGAAAUUUUAACAAAAUUCUCAUUACCAAAAUGUAAAACAACUUAAUUUGGGUAUUAUAGUAAACAAUUUAGUCCCUUUUUCUAUUACAAAUUCCACACCAUAAAAAAUUCUUCAGUGUUCUCCUAAAAUAUUUUCUAUAUUCAAAUCAAAUUGAUUUGUGUUUGAGGUGAAAUAUGACCUGGAAAUGUUCUUUACGUGAGAUUCAACCAACUGCUCUCUUUGUUAAAUGCAAUUCCGGAUGUGGACAUUUUAGGUGUUUGGUUUGAGCUAAGAUCGACUGGAACAUCCACUCACUCGCUUGUUUUUAUGAACCAUCUCAUUUUAGUUGAUGUUUGGCUAGACGUUUAUCUCUUUUCGACAGCUGUUAUAGCGAACACACUACCAGAUGUUCCAUGAGAGCAAACCUGAGUGACAUUCACUCACUGAUAACUAAAGUCUCAAAUGCUUUGACCUGUUUCUUGUUUUCCUUGUUACAUGUAUGCACCUUUUGUAGUGUGAGAGAAGGCAGAUGAUAUAUUGAAAGCACUGUGUUGUAUUUCUUUACGUAACUGCUAAGUGGUUACGAGGCUCACUGGUACUGACUAUCGAGCACUAUGUAGAGUAGAUCGAACCGAAACACUGCAUAGUCAAGCCUGGCUGUGAGGAACAAAAACUUGGCCUUUCUGUGAAACUAAUAGGGCAAAAAUGAACGCUGUGUUUACACUAAUAUCAGAAAUGGCAAGAGAGAUUGAGCUCAGUACAGUAUGUGAACAGUUGUUGUUUUUAUAUAUAUAAUUUUUCUCAGUUUUCCAUUUCUGUAUGUAAUUUCCUAACCCAAUGCAUGGUAAUCAUUCUCAGUGCAUCAAGCACCUUUGCGUCUGAACUGGGUUUGUAGGAUAGCUUAUAGAAGCUAAUUCUAAUUUCCCAUUUUUUGGCCUCCGUGAAGAUUGUGUUCAUGUUUUAUGAAUCCCUUAUUGGAAAAGAAAACACAAGUGAGGAACGGCAGUGUUGCCUGUGCUGACAGAUGAGAUUUUUCUUUCUUCACCAAAGUGUGAAUAUAUGAAUUAAAAGUGAACAGUCUCUGAUUUAGAGAAAUGUUCACCUACGAUGGCUUUCCUGUGUUAUAACCAUUCUUAUAAAAAAAUGUCCUAUUUAAAUAAAUCUCAUUAAAAAGCA